AUGACAACAUUGCAACCAGUUAAUCCAAAGCCAUUUCUGAAUGGACUGACCGGCAAACCAGUUGUUUGCAAACUGAAAUGGGGUAUGGAAUAUAAAGGAUACCUGGUUUCUGUUGAUGGUUACAUGAAUUUGCAGUUAGCCAACGCUGAAGAAUAUAUUGAUGGCCGACACACUGGUGAUGUUGGAGAAGUUUUGAUUAGGUGCAAUAACGUAUUGUGGGUUGGUGGGGCUGAGGAAAGCAGUGAAAUGCAGCAUUGA
Cercopithifilaria johnstoni is the source of this 258-nucleotide messenger RNA. NCBI's taxonomy places the organism in Eukaryota, Metazoa, Nematoda, Chromadorea, Rhabditida, Onchocercidae. The record is from the annotation of a GenBank genome assembly.